Messenger RNA from Ectocarpus sp. CCAP 1310/34, 1755 nucleotides. NCBI's taxonomy places the organism in Eukaryota, Phaeophyceae, Ectocarpales, Ectocarpaceae. The record is from the annotation of a GenBank genome assembly.
AUGUCAUCUCUUGUAACCGCGGGGCUGUUUGCCUUGGCGGUCUCGACGGCAACCGCCUUCGUGGCUACCCCUGCUGGGGCCGGCGCUGUCAGGGCUCGGAACGGUUUUUCUACCACUCGCCGCGAUGCGACUAGCCCUGCAGCGAUUUCGAAAAGAGGGGUGGCCACCCGGCGAGUGAUGUCCAUGGGUGAUGACUACGACUACGACCUCAUCAUUGUGGGCUGUGGAGUGGGCGGGCACGGCGCUGCUCUGCACGCGCGCUCUUGCGGGCUGAAGACGGCCGUCUUUUCUGGCAAAGAUGUUGGUGGGACUUGCGUGAACCGUGGCUGCGUUCCGUCUAAGGCGUUGCUAGCUGCUGCGGGACGGGUGAGGGAGAUGCAGGACGACCACCACCUCGACGGAAUGGGCAUCAAGGUGUCCGGUGUGGAGUAUGACCGCGCCGGGGUGGCCGCUCACGCCAAGAACCUGGCCAGCAAGGUGAAGGGGGGCCUGGAGGGCUCCUUGAAGACGCUGGGUGUUGAGGUCAUCGAUGCAACGGGAGAGCUAGCCGGGGCCAACACCAUCAAGGCCGUGGAGACUGGCAAGACGUUCACCGCGAAGGACAUCAUCCUGGCCCCGGGCUCUCUCCCGUUCGUACCGCCUGGCGUACAGGCGGACGGGAAGACGGUUUUCACAUCGGAUGAGGCGCUGGACCUGGCCUUCGUGCCGGAGUACGCCGCCAUCGUGGGGUCCGGAUACAUUGGGCUCGAGUUCUCAGAUGUGUACACGGCACUUGGGGCAGAGGUCACGUUCAUCGAGGCGCUGCCUACGCUUAUGCCUACUUUCGACCGUGAGAUCGCGCGAUUGGCGGAGCGGCUGCUGAUCAAGAGCAGGCCGAUUGACUACCGCUUGGGGGUGUUCGCGUCCGAGGUUAUCCCGGGCGUGCCGGGCGAGAAGCCGGUGACCAUCAAGAUGAUCGACGCCGAUACCAAGGAGCAUGUUGAGACCAUCGAGGUGGACGCUUGCAUGGUGGCAACGGGGAGAGUGCCCAACACCAAGACCCUUGGGCUCGAGAACAUGGGCAUCGAGACCAACAGGGGCUUCGUUCAGGUGGGGGAGAAAACGAAAAUCGAAAACGCGGUGGACGGUAAGAUGCAAGUGCUCACCAAGGAGGGGGGCGACGUAGUGCCUAACCUCUACUGCAUCGGGGAUGCCAACGGCAAGCUUAUGCUCGCCCACGCCGCCUCGGCACACGGCGUCAGCGCCGUGGAGAACAUCAUGGGAAGGGAGAACGAAGUGGACCACUUGGCCAUCCCCGCCGCGUGCUUUACGCACCCAGAAAUCGCCAUGGUGGGCCUCACGGAGGAACAGGCCAAGGAAAAGGUACAGACAGUAACAGAGAGCGUUUUCAAGCGGUUUUGUGGUCACUGCUCUACGAAACGUUCGAGGAGAAUACGUGCAGUAAACAAGUCUUACGAGGCGGCCGAGGAGGGAUACGAGCUCGGAAAGGCUAGCGGCAGCUUUAAGGCCAACUCCAAGGCCCUUGCGGAGGGAGCAGGAGACGGCAUCGCCAAGGUGCUGUUCAACAAGGAGACCGAGGAGAUCGUGGGUGUUCACAUCAUCGGCCUGCACGCCGCAGACCUCAUCCAAGAGUGCUCCAACGCUGUUGCUGCCGGUACCACUGUUCGAGAGCUGUCCAUGAUGGUGAGAGACACAACACGGACAGACAGCUGUCUAGAGCCGGAGCGUGUGUCGGUGUUGGCGCAAUUCAAUUGA